This is a messenger RNA of Hirsutella rhossiliensis, 1086 nucleotides long. RefSeq lists its product as uncharacterized. Bases 1 to 1086 code for a protein of 361 amino acids. The record is from RefSeq and is a predicted model, not a curated record. Lineage: Eukaryota; Fungi; Ascomycota; Sordariomycetes; Hypocreales; Ophiocordycipitaceae. The transcript has 3 exons.
AUGGAACUUGGGGACCGCAACAUGGACAGGCCGACGGACAAUCCCGUCACCGGGCAGGCCGCCGAACCGACGUCGCGACAGAGUUCGGUCCAGACGCGAGCAAGACACCACCGACCGAGGUUCAAUCCCCUCGCCAAAGCCUUGGGCCGCAAGAAGCGAGACCCAGCGCCCCCCGACAUGUCAUCCUCGCCCGUCGUCGACCUCAACGGGCUGUCCCCUGUCACCGCCCACGCACGCCGGGGACACCUGCCAACGAUUCCGGAACCCGUCGCCGUAUCCGCGCGCGGCGGCCGACAUGAGGCCACUCCCUCGGUGCAGAUGACCACGGUCCGGUACGCCUCCGACCCCUCGGCGCCCCAUCAACCAGGCGCGGGCACCGGCGGCCAGGAUGGAGUUUCGAGCCGGGACGAGGCAGACGAAGAGGGCGGCACAAGCCGAAGCUCGAAGCCGUUUCUCCUUUGCUUGCCCCGACCCAAGUCCCGGCACGUCCGCUCCCAAGCCGUGUCUUGCUUCAUCUCGGGCAUCUUUGCCCUCGUGCUGCUAGCCAUCUACGUCGGACUCACGCAGUCCAACACCCUCCGGCAGGGCGAAUUGUCAAUCUUGAUUGCCCUCGUCAUCCUCGCGGCCGGGGCCUUCUUCUUCUUUAGCGCGGUGCGGCUGUGGCUGGCCGUUUUCCGGCCGGAGCGCGAGAACCGCCGCCGCGCCCACAUCAUGGGCCCAAGCCGCUACGUGGUGCCGCCCAAGCCGAUUCCCGUGGUGCUGGCGCGCGACGAAGAGGCCGCGGGCAUCGAGAGCCAGGCGGUCAAGUCGAGGCCCCCGGCAUACGGCCUGUGGCGCGAGAGCGUGAGAGUGGACCCGAACCGGCUGUUCUGGCAGCGCAACCAAAGCCCCGCAAUGCCGGAGCUGCGGACGGGCCCGCGACCGCCGUCGUAUGCCUCCGAGGACGGUAUCACAUACGUGGUGGAGGCGCGGCCCCGGUCCACGCUUCCGCCGCGCGGCACCGUCCACCAGGCCGACGUGCUUGAGUCGAUGCAUCGGCCGGCGAACCAUGUUGGCGGGCCUCACCAGCAGCAACGGCACCACUAA